Molecule: messenger RNA, 836 nt
Organism: Fusarium verticillioides 7600
Lineage: Eukaryota; Fungi; Ascomycota; Sordariomycetes; Hypocreales; Nectriaceae
Exons: 1
Coding region: 119-436 (105 amino acids)
Source: RefSeq, a predicted model, not a curated record
UGUGGGACCAACAAACCAACCCGAGCUUCUCCUUUGCAAAAGUAUUCUUCUUGCGCAUCAAAAACUCUCGAAGCCAUCCAAGCAAGACCCAGGACUAGACCAAGGCCAUCCCUGACCCAUGCACGGCAACAAAAUGGGGCAGCCUCCUCUUCUCAGCCGGAUACCGAGAGACGUCCGGGAAAAGAGUGGGUUUGCAAAUCUACAUAUCAAAUCGCGAUACCUUCACUUUUUACCACGUCUUCUUAGACGUUUUAUAUCUCCUCCUGUGAAUCUCUCUCUUGACCGAGUUUCCCCAGAGCCAAGACCGCUUCUUACAUGGGAUGGAUUAUGGCGCGGUUUUUUGCUUCCCCUCACGACAAGUAAAUCUCCAUUUCCCCGCGUUUUCCCCCCAAUCGUCGGCCUGGGGAAUGGGGGACACGUGCUAGACGGGGGAUAAGCGCGGCAACUGAUUAAAGUUGUGGCCUUAUUUCGACGUGCAGUUGCAUUGGACUUGACGGGCUUGUGAAGUUGUGGUGUUGCGUGUUGAGGAGGAAGUGGUUUGGAGGCGUUGGCACGUGAGGUUGACAGAUGAUUGAGUGAGCUCACUACGAGACAGGACUGCAAAUGAAUAGCAUAGAGGUCAUUGGGUGGAGAGUUUGUGUUACUGUUUGUUACAACUACUAUAGUUCAAUGGCAAUGUUAUGGGUAUGUUGUUGUCUCAAGUUGGCAAGCUGUUAGAUAUACUAAACUGGCCUAUACAACCAGUAACAGUUGACUUACACGCCUUUAACCUCACCAAUGAAAACAACCCCAAGUAGAUAUAAUUAAUCACUCCCAAAUCCCCUCUUUCUCCAAAU